Saprolegnia diclina VS20 is the source of this 5401-nucleotide messenger RNA. RefSeq lists its product as hypothetical. The record is from RefSeq and is a predicted model, not a curated record. Bases 52 to 5364 code for a protein of 1770 amino acids. The transcript is spliced from 6 exons. Gene Ontology annotation, cellular component: intraciliary transport particle B; axoneme; ciliary basal body. Gene Ontology annotation, biological process: intraciliary transport. Gene Ontology annotation, molecular function: protein binding. NCBI's taxonomy places the organism in Eukaryota, Oomycota, Saprolegniomycetes, Saprolegniales, Saprolegniaceae.
CUUUUCGAAAGGUCGCAGAUCUCGGUGCGACUUCUCAUUCACGACCAAGGGAUGCAGCUGCGCCACCUCUCGACGGUGCUGCCGCCGACCGAGGGCAUGUGCAAGGUGACCGCGAUCGCGUGGUCGCCCAACAACAGGCGGCUCGCGGUCGUGACGGUCGAGCGCGUCGUGCACAUGUUUGACGCAGCGACUGGCGAGCGCAAGGACAAGUUUUCGACCAAGCCCGCCGAGAAGGGCGACAAGAACUACACGGUGCGCGGGCUUGCGUUUUCGCCCGACUCGUCCAAGCUCGCGGUCGCGCAGAGCGACAACAUUGUGUUCAUCUACAAGCUCGGGCUCGAAUGGGGUGACAAAAAGUCCAUCUGCAACAAGUUUAUGCAAGCGUGCAGCGUCACGAGCAUGAUCUGGCCGACCGCGCACCCAAACGAGAUUGUGUUUGGCCUCGCCGAUGGCAAGGUCAAGCUCGGCCAAUUGCGCAGCAACAAGCCCGCGACCUUGUACGCGACCGGCAGCUACGUCUCGACGCUAUGCACCAACCCGGAAGGCACAGCGAUCCUCUCGUCGCACUAUGACCACUCGAUCUACCGCUUUAUCUUUGACGACGUCAACGGCGGCUCGAGCCAGACCAAGAUCGCAGUCCAUACGUGCGUGCCGUACGCGCUGUCGUGGGGCGAGUCGAUUCUCGCUGCCGGGAACGACCGCAAGGUCGCCUUCUACGACAAGGACGGCGGUCUCGUCCGUAGCUUCGACUACUCGAGCGACGACAAGUGCGGCGAGUUCACGACCAGCGUCUUCAACCCGACCGGCGACUCGGUCGUUGUCGGCAACUUCAACUCGUUUUACAUCUACAGCCACCACGUCAAGACCAACUCGUGGGAAGCUGUCGGUGUCAAGAGCAUUGAGAACCUCUACUCGGUCACGAGUCUUGGCUGGAAGUACGACGGGUCGCGGCUCGCGGUCGGCUCGGUCUGCGGCGCGCUUGACCUCUUUGACGCAUGCGUGCGGCGGUACCGCUACAAGGGCAAGUUCGAGUUCACGUACGUGUCGCUGAGCCAAGUGAUUGUCAAGCGCAUUGCGACCGGCCAGCGGGUCAUUGUCCGCUCGACGUUUGGCUGCGAAAUCACAAAGCUCAACGUCUUCCAAGACCGGUUCCUGGUCGCCAACACGAGCAGCACGCUCCUCGUUGGCGACCUCGAGACCUCCAAACUCUCGGAAGUCCAGUGGCAGUCGACCGGCGCCGAAAAGUACAUGUUUGAGAAUCCCGCCGUGUGCAUCAUCUACCAAGCCGGCGAGCUCUCGCUCAUCGAGUAUGGUCAAAAUGAGGUGCUUGGCUCGGUCCGCACCGAGCACCUGAGCUUGCACUUGCUCUCGGUGCGCAUCAACGAGCGCCCGAUCCUCUCCGAAGCGACCAAGUUGGUCUCGGACGACAACAAGAAGAUGGCGUUCCUUCUCGACUUGCAGACGAUCUCGGUCAAGGACCUCCACCUGCACGCGUCGACGACCGUCAACCACGAUGCGCGCGUCGACUGGCUCGAGCUCAACGCCCAUGGCAACCUGCUCCUCUUCCGCGACAAGCGCCGCCAACUGCACUUGUUUGAGAUGGACACGCAAACCCGGUCGACGCUGCUCAACUACUGCAACUACGUGCAGUGGGUGCCCGACUCGGACGUCGUUGUCGCCCAGAACCGCAACAACUUGUACGUAUGGUACAACAUUCGCAGCCCCGACAAAGCCACGAUUUACCAAAUCAAGGGCGACGUCGAGCAGAUCGAACGCGCGAAUGGCCGCACCGAAGUCAUUGUCGACGAAGGCAUGAACACGGCGAGCUACCAGCUCGACGAGUCGCUCAUCAACUUUGGGACCGCCAUUGACGACAAGCAGCUGCUCCGCGCCAUGGCGAUCCUCGAACCGCUCGAACUCACACCUGAGACCGAGGCCAUGUGGACGCAGCUGAGCGCCGAAGCCCUCAAAAGCAACGACCACCGGAUCGCCGAGCGCUGCGUCGCUGCACUCGGCGAUGUGUGCCGGUGCCGGUACCUCCGCAAGGUCAACAAGAUCGACUACAUGGAGCACGCAAAGAUGUCGGAGGGCAUGGUGCAUUGGCGCGUGCGCUCCAAGCUCGCGCUUCUCAAAAACGACUACCGCAGCGCCGAGCACAUCCUGCUCAGCCAAGGCCAAGUCGACGACGCGAUCGAAAUGUACCAGCUGCUGCAAAAGUGGGAAGACGCGAUCCGCGUUGCCGAGACGCGCAACCAUGCGUCGCUCGAUGCAAUGAAGCGGCAGUACGCCGAGUACCUCUUGUCGUCGCGCCAAGAAGAAAAGGCGGCCGUGCUCAAGGUCAAGGAAGGCGACUUCGCCAGCGCCGUCCAUCUCUACCUCAAGGGGGGCCUUCCGGCAAAGGCCGCCAACUUGCUCAACGAGCGCAACCUCGGGCGCGACCACCGCGCGCUGCUCGAGAGCGUCGCCGAUGCCCUGUAUGCCUCGGGCAUGUACGAGAAGGCCGGCGACCAGUUCGAGAAGAUGGAGGAGGAAGACCGCGCGCUCGCCGCGUACUUCAAAGCCAACGCCUUCCGGAAGGCCGUCGACCUCUCGCGCCGCGUCUUCCCAGACCGCGUCAUGAAGCUCGAAGAGAGCUGGGGCGACUACCUCGUGUCGCAGAAACAGAUGGACAUGGCCAUCAACCACUACAUUGAAGGCAACGUACCGACAAAGGCCGUCGAAGCCGCGCUCAACUCGCGUCAAUGGGCCAAAGCCGGUCAGAUGGUCGAGACGCUCGACGACGAGAUCGCGCUGCCCUACUAUAGGCGGCUCGCGCGCCAUUACCAAGACGCGCAGCAGUACGAAGCCGCGGAGCGCUGCUUCAUCAAGGCCGACGCGGCGCGGGACGCGGUCGAGAUGUACACGCGGGCCAACAAGUGGGAUGCAGCGUACCAAGUCGCGCUCAACCACAUGGACAAGUACGAGACCGAGCGCUUGUAUGUCGAGCAAGCGCACCGCAUGGAGCGCGCGGGCAAGCUCAAGGAGGCCGAGAAGCUCUUUUUGACGGUCAACGAGCCCGACUUGGCCAUCAACAUGUACAAGAACCACAAGAACUACGAGCAAAUGAUCCGACUCGUGACCAAGUACCGCAAGGACCUCCUCAAGGACACGCAUUUGUACCUAGCGCAGCAGCUCGAGCACGAAGGCAACUUCAAGGAGGCCGAGCACCACUUUGCCGAGGCGGGCGAGUGGCAAGCCGCCGUCAACAUGUACCGUUCCAACGACAUGUGGGACGAAGCCAUUCGCGUGGCCAAGUACCAUGGCGGUAUCAACGCCAGCAAGCGCGUUGCGUAUGCCUGGGCCAUGAGUCUCGGCGGCGAAGCCGGCGCGAAACUGCUCACGCGGCUCGGGCUCAUCGAGCCUGCGAUCGACUAUGCGAUCGAGAGCGGUGCAUUCGAGCACGCGUUCGAACUCGCUCGGAGCUGCGCGCCCAAGAAGGUACCCGAGGUGCACCUCAAGCACGCGCUCUUUCUCGAGGACGAAGAGCGGUUUAAGGAAGCCGAAGAUGAGUUUAUCAAGGCGUGCAAGCCACGCGAAGCCGUCGACAUGUACAUUCAUCAACAAGACUGGGCGAAUGCGAUGCGGGUGGCCGAGACCGCGGACCCGGCCUCGGUCUCGGACGUCUUUGUGGCCCAAGCGCGGCUCUGGGUCGAGCGGAAGGAGUACGCCCGUGCCGAGAGCUUUUUUCUCAAUGCCGGCAAGCCCGAGAUGGCGCUGGCCGCGUACAUGGAAGGCCAGCUCUGGUCGGAUGCGAUGCGCCUCGCCAAACGUCAUCUCCCGCACAAGCUGAGCGAAGUCAACAUGGCCCACCAGCGCGCAAUCUUCUCCGGAGGGCCCAAGUCCAAGGAAGAGCUGCUCGAAGCGUGCGAGAUCUGGGUCAGCUGCCAGCAGUAUGUCCAGGCCAUCGAUGCGUACCUCUCGAUCACGCUCGACCAGCUCGAUAACCCGAGUGGACUCGAAGAGAUCUGGGGCCUUGCGGUCGAGCUGGCCUCCAAGCACGACCGCGGCCGCUUCAAGAGCGUUGUCGAGGAGGUCGCGUCCCGGCUUCUCUCCAUGUCCAUGUUUGACGCCGCCGCCAACUACUUCAAGGCGAUCGACAAGAUGUCGGAGGCGCUCGACUGCUACCUCCGCACGAGCAACUGGGUCGCGGCGCAAAAGCUCUGCGAACAGCACGCCCCGGAGCUGCUCCCGCGCCUCGAGCGCGCGCAGCACGCCUCUGCAUUUGGCAACAGCGACGCCAAGCCGCAAGAAAAGGCGUCGGCCAAAGACGACGUCAAGGAAGCCAAAGACUCUGCCCGCGCGCCGGAAGCCAAGGCCGAGGCCAAAUCGUCGUCCGAGGCGGCCAAUGCGCUCGAUGUGUGGAUGCAGCGAGGCGAGUGGGACAAGGUGCUUUCGUCGGCGGCCAAGCAUGGCCCAAAGGCCCUCGCCAAGUACUUGGUGUUGCGCUGUACGCGGCUGCUCGAGCACGACGACGCCGAUGCAGCCAUCGCUGCGUUCACGACGUACGGUGUCCCACUGGUCGACGACACGCUGCCAGUCGUCGAGCGCGUCGUGGCCAAGUGCCUGGGCUGCCCCGUCGCCGUCGAGCCGACGCCCGAGCACGCGGUGAACGUUGCGUCGCUGGUCAAGGUGCUUCGAAAGCUCGUCAAGGAGAUGAAGGCGACGAAAGAGGUGUCGCCGGCGCAGAUCGCGACGAUGGAGCAGUUCUUACUCAUUGCGCACUACACGUCGUUCAAGUACCAAGCGCAAGCAUCGGGCCUCCACGAUAUUGCGUGCAAGAUUGGCAUGUCGCUGCUGCGGUACAUCACCGUCUUGCCCGCCGACAAGCUCUUUUACUUGGCGGGGGCCGGCUGUCGCGAUAAAAAGUGGCUCAGCCCUGCGUUCGUCUUCUUCAACCGGUACCUCGACUUGACCGAAGCGAUCGACGACGGCAACAUGAACAGCUUGGACAACUCGGACUUCCUCGGUACGGACAUCCCGCGGGAUUUCCCUCUCCCGGACGAGCAGUACCUCCCGGACGAAGCUGCGCGCGAAGAGAUUCGCGACUGGGUGCUCACAAUCUCGAUGGACCAGCAAGUGCAAGAGAAGCUCCCGGAGCGGCCGUGCCCCAACUGCCAAGCGUCCAUUUACGAAGGCAGCUUGCACUGCACCGAGUGCAAGGCCAAAUUUGAGCCGUGCAUCAUCACGGGCUUCCCGGUCGUUGCGAAAAUGACGGUCAACUGCACCAACUGCAAGGCGAUUGCCGAGCGCGAGAGCUGGAACAAGUGGAUCAAACACUUUGGCGCAUGCGGCUGGUGCGCCGCGCCCCAAAAGCUCAGUUACUAGGCGUGAAAUGACAUAUUGUACAUUGUACACAUUUGCA